Vitis vinifera (wine grape) is the source of this 844-nucleotide messenger RNA. RefSeq lists its product as uncharacterized. The transcript has 2 exons. Lineage: Eukaryota; Viridiplantae; Streptophyta; Magnoliopsida; Vitales; Vitaceae. The record is from RefSeq and is a predicted model, not a curated record. Bases 45 to 653 code for a protein of 202 amino acids.
UUGACUUACGAAGUAAGAAGGAAACUUCAUACUGGGGAUUCGAAAUGAAUAUUCUACUUGUGAAUUUAUAUUUAUUUAAGCUUAGAAGAAUCUCCUUUAAGGCACUAAUUGCUUGCUGGUUGCUAAGAGCAGAAAUGCCCUCCCCACUGAAUUCUCCAACACCAUGUUUCAUCUGCUUUUCACUUACCUCCAUUCUUUUAAUUGUCUGCCAUCUUGGAUACAUCACCGGCACAGCAGUAGAUGACAACUCCACCAUCAUUGGGGCAAUCAUUGAUGCUAAUUCUCGUAAAGGUAAAGAGGAAAUAACCGCCAUCAAGAUAGCUGUGGAUAAGUUCAAUAACAAUUCCAAGAAUCAUAAGCUCUCUCUUAUCUCCCGGAACUUCACCGGAGAACUCUAUGGGGCGGCCUUAACUGCUGAAGAACUGAUUAAAGAGAAGAAAGUGCAAGUGAUUGUGGGCAUGGAUACAUGGCAGCAAGCAGCUUUAGCUGAUGAAAUCGGAAACCAAGCUCAAGUACCAGUUCUUUCAUUGGCGGCAGCCGCGAGUGUCCGGCCAUCGAGGCAGCUUGGAAGGUCCACCCUGAUACAAAUGGGCACCAAUGUUUCUGAACAAAUAAGGUGCAUUGCAGCUAUCGUUCACUCCUAUCACUGGUGAAGGGUCAUCGCAAUCUAUGAAGAUGAUGCGUACGGUGGGAACGCUGAGAUGUUAACUAUUUUUUCUGAAGCUCUUCAAAGAGUUGGCUCCGAGAUUGAGUACCAUUUGCCUCUUCCUCCCAUAUCAUCUCUAUCUGAUCCAAGAGGAGCUGUCCAUCAAGAGCUCUUGAAGCUUCUGAGCACACGAUCCAG